Sceloporus undulatus (fence lizard) is the source of this 763-nucleotide messenger RNA. It is a transcript of the gene MYCBP, whose product is annotated as MYC binding protein. Gene Ontology annotation, cellular component: nucleus. Lineage: Eukaryota; Metazoa; Chordata; Lepidosauria; Squamata; Phrynosomatidae. Gene Ontology annotation, molecular function: transcription coactivator activity. The record is from RefSeq and is a predicted model, not a curated record. Gene Ontology annotation, biological process: regulation of DNA-templated transcription. Bases 413 to 724 code for a protein of 103 amino acids. The transcript is spliced from 5 exons.
AUGGGGGGCUUCCGGGAGGGAAGGAAGGAAGGGCCUUGUCUCCCCGCUCCUCCUGCCCCAUUUGCGCAGCCCUUCCAAAAGCCGGAAGGGGAGGGACGUUGUCAAACAAAGCAUGACGGGAGCCGCCAUCGUCGCCCGCACUUCCGGGCCUCCGAAGGUGAAGGGGCGAGGCCUCUAAGGAGAGAGGGUCUGGCAGGCCACGCCCUUGCUCGCGAGGGCAUGGGGAACACGUGACCUGCGGACGCGACGUUCACAGCAGCCAAUGAAAUGCGGGAGGCGUGGCCAAGACUGCCGGAGUGGGCGGGCUCCAUAGUUGCGUCUCCAUAGCGACGGGCGACGCGACUGCGCCCUCAAAAGCCGCUCCGCGCAGGCGCACUCCCGCUUCCGGGGCUAGGCGAACACGGCGGCCCAGAUGGCGAACUACAAGGCCGCCGACUCGAAGCGGGAGCAGUUCCGGCGCUACUUGGAGAAGUCGGGCGUGAUGGACAGCCUCACCAAAGUGCUGGUAGCCCUCUACGAGGAGCCCGAGAAGCCCAACUGCGCCCUGGACUUCCUGAAGCACCACCUGGGAGCGGCUGCGCCUGAGAACCCGGAGGUGGAGGCCCUUCGGCUGGAGGUGGCGGAGCUGAAGGAGAAGUACGAGGCCGUCCUGGAGGAGAACAAGAAGCUCAAGGCCAAGCUCGCCCAGUAUGAGCCGCCUCAGGAAGAGAAGCGGGGGGAGUAGAGGCCUUGUCUUGUCACGUGGAAUAAACGUGUUGAAGCA